Molecule: messenger RNA, 1518 nt
Organism: Pipistrellus kuhlii (Kuhl's pipistrelle)
Lineage: Eukaryota; Metazoa; Chordata; Mammalia; Chiroptera; Vespertilionidae
Gene: ADISSP
Product: chromosome unknown C20orf27 homolog
Exons: 7
Coding region: 253-927 (224 amino acids)
Source: RefSeq, a predicted model, not a curated record
CCACCAAUGGGCGGAGGCGGGGGCGUGCCCGGGAGGCGGGUGGGUGCCUCUCCGGACUCCCUCCUCGUGCUCGGCGUUGAGACCCCCACUGCCGCCGCGAUCGCCGCUGCACCCCCUCCUCUGUAGCCCGGGCUCGGCCGCGGGGUGCGCCUCGCACGGCUCCUGCUGGUGUCCUUGGAGCAUGGGAGGCUGCUGAGCUUAAGCGGCAGGGUCCAGGAGCUGCGUGUCUCCCCCGUGGCAGGGAGGGCAUCCAUGGCUGCAGCCAACAAGGGUCCCCAGGAGCCUGUUCCUGUCCACCCCUCACCUGGACCAGGUUGGGGUCAUCAGGAGGAGCAGGCAGGGACCUCAGGCACAGGCAUAGCUGGAAGAGAAGGUCCCAGAGAUGAGGGGCGUGGCCCUGCAGAGGAGAACCAGGGGCUAGGCAACAAGCCCAGAGUCCGGAGUAUCCGCUUUGCAGCCGGCCACGAUGCGGAGGGCUCCCAGAGCCACGUCCACUUUGAUGAGAAGCUGCAUGACUCGGUGGUCAUGGUCACCCAGGAGAGUGACAGCAGCUUUCUGGUUAAGGUUGGCUUCCUGAAGAUCCUGCACAGGUAUGAGAUCACCUUCACCCUGCCCUCGGUGCAGAGGCUGAGCAAGGACGUCCGAGAGGCACCCGUCCCCAGCCUGCACCUCAAGCUCCUCAGCAUCAUGCCUGUCCCAGAAGGUUACAGCGUCAAGUGUGAGUACACAGCGCACAAGGAAGGCGUCCUCAAGGAGGAGAUGCUGCUAGCCUGUGAAGGUGGCACAGGCACCUGUGUGCGAGUGGUGGUGCAGGCCCGUGUCAUGGACCGGCACCAUGGCACACCCAUGCUGCUGGAUGGUGUCAAGUGCGUGGGCGCUGAGCUAGAAUACGACUCGGAGCACAGCGACUGGCACGGCUUCGACUGAGGCCCACGCCCCCCGGCCCACCUUGGGGCCCCUCAGCCUUAAUCUCCACCUCAUCUCCCCAGAUGCUGCAUGAUGGUGUGGCUUCCUCAUCAGCCCCUAGGAUGGGCAUGGGGGUGGUGUGUCUCGGGGCCUCCAAGCUGGGGCCUUGCCCACAUCUCACCUCUGCCUUCAUUCGUGCCACCUCCCUGCCCCUCCCGUGUCUUCCUCUUCCCACUUCCUCCUCUCCAUGUGCCUCGGUCUCCUGCGGGAAGAAACGGGUUGAGCCCCAAGGAGGCUGUCUGAGGAGGGGCGGGGGAGGGGGAGGACCCAGGGUGGGUUUGCCUCUCCCUCCCCACUUGCAAGCCAUAGGAGGUCCAGCCAGGGCCAGGGAGAGGAGGGAGCUGGCUCUGUGAUGUCAUCAUUUCCAUUACUGCUGCUGCUGUCUCAUCUAAGCCACCAGCCCUGCCCCCUCCCUCUUUCCCACUGCUGUCUAUGGUGAGUAGGAGGGAGGUGCGGUCCCAGCUCCCGCACCCAGGUGUGUGUGACUUGAUUUUUAAACAAUGGUUGGGAUGAUGAAAUCCUAAAGAAAUAAAACUUUCAGUGAAUACCAGA